This is a messenger RNA of Varroa destructor (honeybee mite), 2563 nucleotides long. RefSeq names its product DDB1- and CUL4-associated factor 11. Gene Ontology annotation, molecular function: protein binding. The record is from RefSeq and is a predicted model, not a curated record. Gene Ontology annotation, biological process: proteasome-mediated ubiquitin-dependent protein catabolic process. Gene Ontology annotation, cellular component: Cul4-RING E3 ubiquitin ligase complex. Lineage: Eukaryota; Metazoa; Arthropoda; Arachnida; Mesostigmata; Varroidae.
GCGAACUUCAUUGAUACAGUCAUCUCGACCAUAAAUAGGUUGUCGGGAAUUCUCCAGCAAUCCGAAAGUUCCAAUAGAGAGGACAGCAUUACUGCCGCAGGUAGCUAUAGCUAAGCGUGUGUACAAAAUUGCUGCUAGUAAUUCGACUGCGAAACAGAGCCUAGGAGUAUCUCCAUUCAAAGCAAUGCAGCAAUAGUUUAAUUGACUGCGCUAAUCUCCAAAAAGCACAACAGGAAUUACAACUACAUGAAAAAAAGAGGCGAUUAUUCUACAUACUAUGUUAACCUUCCACAUCCGUUGCAUACUAGAGCAUGUGCUACAGCCAAAUAGGACAACGGGUACUCGUUAAAAGCUGCUCUCUCCUUCACUAACAUACUCCUUCUGGGGAGGGUUUGUCGGAGCUAUAAGAAAUGCGGAAAAAGGCGAUCUCAUAGUUUUGAGCAUAUCAUGUAUCGCUUGUUCGACUGCGCUGUGAACGUCAGCCUAGCUUUGAUUUCUGAUACUGUUGCAAUGCGUAGCUAACCGGAAAACAGGCGCAAGAAAUCAAGCACCAAGCAAAGACUAUCGGAGAAACGAGACCAAUCCGAACAAGCACGAUGUGGACACGUAGUCCUGUUCAAACCAGCCCUACCACUUCUCCAGUUAAACCCGUGUCCCCUGUUAAAUUCUAUAGCCCUUCUAAAAGAGAUCCUACUUACAAACCAGAUACGGCGACCUUCAAGAAGAAUGACAUCUAUUAUAUCAUUGGACAGCAGAGUGGCGCACUUAAACGCAAACAUCGACCCAAUUUGAUACGUACCAUCGAUGAGUUGGCCACAUCCACCCGCGUGAGCUUGGGUGAUCGUUGCUAUUUGGGCUGCCAUGUAAUACCAAAUGAGCAUCAACAUGAAAACAGUAUCAGGUAUCGUGACAAGGUGUUCUGCGGGACCUUCGAAAAAGAUGGAAACAUGUUCAUUACAACCUCUCAGGACUGCGUCGUCAGGAUCUAUGAUACAACUGGUAACCGUCCGAUCUGGAGAAAGUCGAUCCACGCGACGGAUGUUGGCUGGAGUAUCCUUGAUACAUCCGUUUCGCCGGAUGGCCGUCUUUUCGUCUAUUCCUCCUGGUCAGAAAAUCUCCACUUGUGCCAAAUUGAUGGACAAAGUGAGGAAAGUGUCACGCUAGAGCUCAACCCGUUAGAGAAUCGCUUCUGCGUAUUCUCUCUGAAAUUCUCCGCAAACGGAGAAGAAAUUCUUUGCGGAGCUUCUGACACAUCGCUAUACGUCUAUAGUCUCUCAGCCCAAAAACGGACGUUGCUAAUUCCGGCCCAUAAUGACGAAGUGAACGCUGUGUGUUUCGCCGACCGAAGUUCGCACAUCCUUUUUACAGGUGGCGAUGACGGGCUUGUAAAAGUGUGGGACAGACGUGUUCUUAAUGAGGCUAACGCUCGUCCCGUCGGCGUACUCGCUGGCCACCGCAACGGAGUAACCUUUGUAGAUUCAAAGGGCGACGGCCGUUACCUUCUUUCAAACUCAAAGGACCAGAGCAUAAAGCUAUGGGACGUGCGCCGUUUUGCUGAUCAUGAAGGCAUCGAAGCCACUCUGGCAGCAGUAGGCGAUCAACGAUGGGACUAUCGUUGGCAACCCGUCCGAAAAUCGCAGCGAAUUGCCACAUGGACACCGCUCCCAGGGGAUGUUAGUGUGAUGACUUACAGGGGUCAUACAGUUCUGCAGACACUUAUUCGGUGUCGCUUUUCGCCAAUAUUUACCACAGGCCAGCGCUAUAUCUAUACAGGUUGUGCUUCCGGAAGGGUUUACGUCUAUGACGUUCUAACGGGCGAGCCCAGGCGGAUCCUAAUGGGGCAUCGGGACUGUGUACGAGAUGUAUCGUGGCAUCCAUACGCACCAAAAAUUAUGUCAACAUCAUUCGAUAAAACCGUUAAGGAAUGGACUUACUGCAGUGAGAUGCCGCAUCAGUACGUAGACCUUGAUCCAGAUGAAGAGGUUGCUCUUGAAGCACGACGAUUUCGCACUCGGCGAAGAAUUCGACUAGAUUCCGACUAGAAUAAGGAAGAGUUCAGGGGAUGUGAGUCAACCUCGUUGAAAACCGGGCUUACGUACCGUGUGUAUCGUUAUGGCUUAAUUUUAAGGCCUCGUGAUAUCAUAAAAGGAUAGGUCAUUAUACAUAAAUAUCAGACUAAAUGAAUAUUUGGUCGAUAGUGGCUUAUGCGGUGAGCAGCUAUUUAUAACACAUUCUGCUUGUGUAGGAUAAUCAUCGUAACAUUUUUAAUGGAACUAUCGUGAAUGAAUUCGCUUUAUAAAGAUCGAAAGGUCGAUAAUUUCAUUUAUUGUUGAUCUGGGUAUCUUGGACUACAAGUUGCACUUUGAUGUGGAUACCGAACAUCUCAUGGGAAUCUUAGAUAAUAUAUGUUAGAUAAAAUCACAGUGUGCUUGUAACCAUCACAUUUUAGGCGAGCAUCACUAUUUUAGACAAAAUUGCAACUCGUUUGCAACAUGGGAUGUACAGAAAAAAAAUGUAAGAAGUGGGAAAAUAAAGCUUAUAGCUUGUAUUGUACCUUAUGACU